CUACGUGGUCAAAUUUGUUGUGUGUGUUGGUGUUUGAGUGUAGGGGUUUUAACUCUGUAAAUUCCCGGUUAUCUUUGAAAAUGGGAAUUAAGUUUCUUGAAGUGAUUAAACCAUUUUGUGGAAUUCUCCCAGAAGUUGCUAAACCUGAAAGAAAGAUUCAGUUUAGAGAGAAAGUGCUAUGGACUGCUAUUACGUUAUUCAUAUUCUUAGUUUGCUGUCAGAUUCCACUAUUUGGAAUCAUGUCCUCCGAUUCAGCAGACCCCUUUUACUGGAUCCGAGUAAUCCUGGCUUCUAAUCGAGGAACCCUGAUGGAAUUGGGAAUAUCCCCCAUUGUGACCUCCAGUUUAAUCAUGCAGCUUCUCUCCGGAGCGAAGAUCAUUGAAGUGGGUGACACCCCCAAGGAUCGAGCUCUGUUCAACGGAGCACAAAAGUUAUUCGGUAUGGUGAUAACAAUUGGACAAGCCAUUGUGUACGUGAUGACAGGCAUGUACGGAGACCCUGCAGACAUUGGAGCUGGAAUUUGUCUCUUAAUCAUCAUUCAGCUCGUUGUUGCUUUCCUGAUUGUUCUAUUACUUGACGAGUUGUUACAGAAAGGUUAUGGCCUCGGCUCUGGUAUUUCUCUCUUUAUUGCCACCAACAUCUGUGAAACCAUAGUUUGGAAGGCUUUUAGUCCUGCAACGGUCAACACUGGACGAGGUACUGAGUUUGAGGGAGCCAUUAUUGCUUUAUUCCAUCUACUGGCUACUCGUCAAGACAAAGUUCGGGGCUUGAGAGAAGCUUUCUACCGUCAGAACCUGCCAAACUUGAUGAAUUUGAUGGCAACAAUUCUGGUGUUUGGAAUUGUCAUCUACUUCCAGGGUUUCAGAGUGGAUCUGCCCAUCAAGUCUGCCCGCUACCGAGGACAAUACAGCUCCUAUCCAAUCAAGCUUUUCUACACAUCCAACAUUCCCAUCAUCCUCCAGUCAGCACUGGUAUCAAACUUGUAUGUCAUAUCUCAGAUGCUGGCGGUAAAGUUUAGUGGGAACUUCUUUGUUAACCUACUUGGUGUGUGGGGUGAUGUGGGUGGAGGUGGACCUGCUAGAGCGUACCCAGUGGGUGGUUUGUGUUACUAUCUGUCACCACCUGAGAGCUUGGGCCACAUACUAGAAGACCCCAUCCAUGCAUUUUUGUACAUCGUAUUCAUGCUUGGAUCGUGCGCUUUCUUCUCUAAGACUUGGAUCGAAGUGUCUGGAUCCAGUGCAAAAGAUGUUGCCAAACAGCUAAAAGAACAGCAAAUGGUCAUGAGAGGACAUCGAGAAAAGUCGAUGAUUCACGAGUUGAACCGGUACAUCCCUACAGCAGCUGCAUUUGGUGGUCUUUGUAUAGGUGCUCUCUCAGUGUUAGCAGAUUUUCUAGGUGCAAUUGGUAGUGGCACUGGAAUUUUGUUGGCCGUAACCAUCAUCUACCAGUAUUUUGAGAUCUUUGUGAAAGAACAGAGUGAAAUGGGUGGUAUGAGUACGUUGCUGUUCUAAGCCCAACAGCCUGGUUAAAAAAAAAAAAUUAAAUGUCCAUUUCAGUUUUGUAUCCAAACUUUGUGUGUUUCUACAGUUUUAAUGAAGGUUCUGUGCCAUCAAGACCAAAAUCUAACAAAGUAUACCAGUGUACAUUUUUCAUAACUCCUUUACCAGCUUGGUCUCGGAUCCUCUCGUCACAUGCUAAGGAUGUCUAUUUUAAUAAUUUUGUUCUUAUUACUUUGAGAAACUAAAACAAACCUAAUAAAAGUGAAUAUUUGUAAAGUCAAUUUGACAAUGAUCAAUGCCAUUCAUCCCCUGGUUGUAGUAUAUAGCAAAACUGAGUUAUUGGACUGUUUGGAAAACAGACUGAUUUAAUGGGAGAUGGAUGAAAGAGAAAUAAAGUUACUACUUUUCUCAA
Limulus polyphemus (Atlantic horseshoe crab) is the source of this 1911-nucleotide messenger RNA. RefSeq names its product protein transport protein Sec61 subunit alpha-like. The coding region runs from base 81 to 1511 and encodes 476 amino acids. Gene Ontology annotation, biological process: SRP-dependent cotranslational protein targeting to membrane, translocation; post-translational protein targeting to membrane, translocation. The transcript is spliced from 12 exons. Gene Ontology annotation, cellular component: Sec61 translocon complex; membrane. The record is from RefSeq and is a predicted model, not a curated record. Lineage: Eukaryota; Metazoa; Arthropoda; Merostomata; Xiphosura; Limulidae. Gene Ontology annotation, molecular function: transmembrane protein transporter activity; ribosome binding; signal sequence receptor activity.